AUGCACCUCAAUAUGAUACGUUUACUUUGCUACGUGGCUGUAUUAAUCAACGCACAGAGCACGGAAAUAACUUUGGAUAAAAGUACGUCAACGUGUUUAAAUGAUACCGAUUGUGAUGUAUCAGAAAGUACGAACGACUCGGUUGGAACAACGACUCAAGAAAUCGAAACAUCGCAAACUGUUCCUGACGAUAUCAGCAAGGAUAAAAAUUUGUCGGUGAAAAUAACGUCCCCCCUGCCAGAUACGACUUCCUCAAAACCAUUUACUUCAUCAGCAAAACCAUUCGUCGGUAGACCUCAAAAUCGAGAAGAUAAUUGCCACUGCGAUUUGACGAUUUCUUCUUGCGAUAUUAAUUGCUGCUGUGACGUGGAUUGCAACGAUUUGAAUGUCACGGAAUUGUUCGCCUGUAAAGAUCAUCGUCCAAAAGUAUAUGACACACGUUAUUGCUGGGAUGAAAAUUACAUUCAAGACAACAAAACUCGUUAUCUGCUUGAAAAACUGAGAGAUAACUUAUUUUGUAUCGUCCAUGAGAAUCUUCCUCCAGUUUACAGCAUCGGUUACGAUCCAAUUAUUUCAAACAGAACUACCCUUGACGAAAUUGUACGAAAAAAUAAAAAAAGCAGAUUUAAAUGGGAGCAGAGCGCAAUUCAUGUUCCAUUACAAUUUAAUUCGGAAACGCCGUAUCGACACGGAGAUAAUAUAUGGAAGAUUCAAAACGGUUUCAUCAAACAAUUAGAGUUGCCUCAGACAGGAUUCACAGGUAUCUGUUCAUUCAAAAAAGCUUUGAAAUAUCUCGAAGAAUGGAGCGACUCCUGCAUGCAGAUUUCCUUGGAAAAUCAGAAUGUACAACUGUUUGCCGAAACGUUCAACAACUUUACUAUUAUAGCAUCACCAGUUUUAUACAACGAUUCUAAUUUCAAGUUGAACAAUCAGACGUGUCCAAGAACUAUUUGUGUGCCAGUUAAAUCGUAUUACUGCUUGGGUUCGUGGAAUUUGUGUAAAAAUGAAAGUACACCAACUGGAAAGUGCAACAAGGGAACUUGCACCAACAUCGUCAGAAGUGUUAGAUACGUAUUUGCGCACAACGGCAUAAAAGGAAUGAAUGCUUUAGAUGUUUAUCUCAAAAUUGGCAACGCUUCUCAAGGAUUUUACCAAAAAUUUGAAGUAUUUUAUAAAUGGUUUAGGGAUGACCAAAGUAAAGUGUUUCACCUUAGCGGUAAUCCCGGUUACAUAUUAGGAAAACCAAUCAUCAUAGGAGAAUUAAUAACGAACAAAACAAACACCGCAGAUUAUAGUUACGUCUACAUUGACAAAACGGAUUACUUCCUGUCUCUGCCCGUUAGCAGAGUUGAUGGUCAAUGUGACAAGGAACGUCGAUACGCGGUCAAUUUUGGUGAAGAUUUGAAACUGAGUUGUAAAAUUCAUCACGAAACUCGUAACUUUACAAUCAAAUCCUGUAUAGAUUUACAAAAGUUAAUUAUUGAAGCUAUGUUGAAAAAAAUUUUGUUCAACGUAAGCGAGGUUGAUCAACACAGGACUUAUGUUGCAAAAUGGAAUUACCUACGCAGUAAUAACACGGAUGAUUGGUUAAAAAUUAUAUUCGAUAGAAUGCCGCAAACCGUUGUUACCGCGCAAAUUGUAGAUGACCAAUUAAUAUGUUCAGGUUUAGUAACGUCGUUGAGAAUUGAUAUUGUUCAUCGUCGUUUGUCCGAGCCACAAACUGUGGAUAAUUACAAAAUUUUAGGUAUCGGUAUCACGUUCUCGGAGGAGUCUGAUAUCUAUUGGAUAAAAUGCGACACCAAAAAUUGUGCAGAUUUAUUAGUUGUUGAUAUUGUAAGCUACGUAAUUUUUCACGACGUAUCACGACCGUCUAAGUACUUUUUUGCGGAAGGUCCAAACUUGGAUAUCACGUUACCGCAAGAUUUUUUUUAUCCAUUUAUAAAUAAUGCUCCAAUCACCCAAGAAUCUCAUCUGCUAGCUUUAUGCACAUUCCUUGCACUAAUUAUUACGUAUUAAGAUUUUAUUGUAGAUCUCACCUGAAAGUAUUCUUAGCCUGUAAGAUUAUAUUAUUUCGCACAACGACCAAAGAAUUUUUAUACGAAUUAAGAGAAAAACUGAACUUACAACAGUAUUAAAGUAGUUUCAAAUUUAUUUCGUAAUCCCUUAAAAAUCUUCCCAUUUUUUAUUCAAGAAUUGAAAUAACCAUGAAGAAAAUAAACUGCGCAUCGAAAAUUUUAUAUGGCUAUAAAAUCGAUUAGAAAAGCGAUUUUCAGACAGUGAUUCCUGCUUUAUUUAUUCAUUCAUUUAUUGAUUUCUUUAUUUACAUGAAUCGAAAAUCAUACUACUUUAAUCAAACACCGCAUUUUAGUAAUUUACUAUAACAUAUCUAUUCUAUUUAUAAUUAUAAUACCACAUCAUAUUUGAACCGUUACACUGCUCGAAACUUGGUAGUGAUGGAAUGUUACGGAUGAAACAAUUUAAAUCCACAUGUGAAUAAUUUCAGCAAUGCCUAAAGGAUUACUGAGUUAGAUGCUCCGAAUUGUUGGAUGUAGUAAAUAUUAAUAAGUCAUAAAUAUUUUCCUCAAACAAAUACUAGUUCAAGAUCUGCGUGACAACAUUCUCAAACUACACGACGCCAGGUAAUUACCUCGUUACUUGCAUCAAAUAUUGAAUUACCAACUGCUGUUCCGAUUAAAGUGAAUAGAUGCACCGCUAAAUGCAUGCAUAGAUAUAUCGGUUUAAAAGAACAGAAGACGACGAUUAACGAUAACAGUAAAUGAAACUAUUAUUACAUAAAUCUACACAAUUUUGUACAAAUAAAUUACGCUCUUGCUAAAUCAGUGCGACAGACAAAUUGAAAACCAAAGAAAUGAUUAUUAGUAUUAGAAUUUUGAAAUUUAACUGAAUAACGCAGCAAGCUUGAGAAACGAGUAACUCGACAUCAUCUCGAUUAAUAAUACUCGCUUCAUUACGUCCGCCGCCUCUGUUUUGUUACAAUUUUAUUUUUGUUCUUAUUUUUUUCCCCUCCAAACGGCCACAUGCCUGAAACAUGA
Messenger RNA from Neodiprion fabricii, 3053 nucleotides. RefSeq names its product tectonic-3. The record is from RefSeq and is a predicted model, not a curated record. Gene Ontology annotation, cellular component: ciliary transition zone. Gene Ontology annotation, biological process: cilium assembly. Lineage: Eukaryota; Metazoa; Arthropoda; Insecta; Hymenoptera; Diprionidae. Bases 1 to 2016 code for a protein of 671 amino acids. The transcript is spliced from 5 exons.